Messenger RNA from Plasmodium malariae, 2640 nucleotides. It is a transcript of the gene MAK5, whose product is annotated as ATP-dependent RNA helicase MAK5, putative. The record is from RefSeq and is a predicted model, not a curated record. Gene Ontology annotation, biological process: rRNA processing. The coding region runs from base 1 to 2640 and encodes 879 amino acids. Gene Ontology annotation, molecular function: nucleic acid binding; ATP binding. Gene Ontology annotation, cellular component: nucleus. The transcript is spliced from 3 exons. Lineage: Eukaryota; Apicomplexa; Aconoidasida; Haemosporida; Plasmodiidae.
AUGACACUUUUUACGUCUGCACUGAAAAAGGAAGGACUGGUGUCAAUUGAGAAAGCAAAUCCUGUUAACUUAAAAAUACUGUGUGAAGAUGACUUGAAAAAAACAGAACAGGAAAAGACUGCGGAUUUUAGUGAGGAUAAAAAAGAGGAGGUGAAAGAAAAAACGAAAAAAAAUUCCAAAAAAUUAGUUCUGAAUAAAACAAAGAAAGCAAAAAAGACCCCAUCACAAGCUGACGAAAAAAAUUCGGAAAAGGGCGAACUAAUUAAAGUUGGAAAAAAGAAAAUUAACAAAAAGGAAGAGAACAAAAAGGAAGAAAACAAAAAGAGGGAGGAUAAAAAGGAAGAGGACAAAAAGGAAGAGGACAAAAAGGAAGAGGACAACAGGGAAGAGGAAAGAGAGGAAGUGCAAAACAAGGAAGAGGAAAGAGAGGAAGUGCAAAACAAGGAAGUGCAAAACAAGGAAGAGGAUAACAGGGAAGAGGAUAACAGGGAAGAGGAUAACAGGGAAGAGGAUAACAGGGAAGAGGACAACAGGGAAGAGGAUAACAGGGAAGAGGAUAACAGGGAAGAGGACAACAGGGAAGAGGAUAACAGGGAAGAGAACAACAAGGAAAAGAUAAAAAAGGAUGAAAAAAAAAAGAGAAGAAAGAGAAAAAGAAAGAACAAAAAUAGAAGACUUCUGAAAAGCGCAGAGGAAGAAGAGGAGAGCUCAAAAAAGAAAAAAGUUGUAAGCAAAAAGAAAAUAAAUAAAAAGGCGGAAAAAUCACAAAAAGAAAAUAAAAAAAGACAAAUAAAGAAUAAACGAAAUGGUACUAAAGGGGAGGACAGUUUGAAUAAGAAUAAUGAAAAUAAAAAAAAAGAAAGAUUUGAUAUACAUGCACUUAUUAAUAAUGAAGACAGUUUUAAGAACAUAAAGGAUAUUAAAUGCUUAAUAGUUUACAAAAGAUGGAAUAUGAAUAAAUCAAUAGACAUAUUUUACAGCAUAUUGAAAGGCUUAUAUGACAACAAAUUUUGGAAGCCAACAGAAAUUCAAAUGAAGACAUUGGAAGAGGCAAUAAGUUUUAAAAACGACAUCGUAGCUAUAUCAAAAACAGGUACAGGAAAAACAUUAACCUUCUGCUUGCCGAUAUUAAAUAAUUUAGUAAAGAAAAAAUUAAUGGAAUAUGCAAAAAAACAAAAAAGCCCACAAAAAUUUAGAGGUUUAAUAUUAGUACCAACCAGGGAAUUAGCUCUUCAGAUAUUAAACCAUUUCGGGUAUAUAAAUAAAUAUAUUAAUUUGUAUAUUACAACAUUAAUAGGAGGUAUAAAUAUUAACAAACAGAAAAGAAUUAUAUCCAAGAAACCAGAAAUAAUUAUAUGUACACCUGGAAGACUAAGAUAUUUCUUAGAAUUAGAGGAAAAAAUUAAUUAUAUAUUUGAAAUGAAAAACAUCAGAUAUUUUGCUUGCGAUGAAAUUGACAAAAUGAUUGAAACGUCGUUUAUAAAGGAUAUAAGCUUUAUUUCGAAACAUUUAUAUAAGUCUGUAGGGGGUAAGAAAAGAAAAUUUGUACAGACCUUUCUUAUAUCGGCUACAUUAGGUUUAACAGUUCAGCUGCAAAAUGAAAAUCUAGCUAAAUUUUUGAAUGUUGUUACAAUACGAAAGGAAAAUUCAACUGUUAUCAAUAUAUCGGAUGAAAAUGCAGGUAAUGGUAGUAAUUCUAAUUGCAUCUUACCAGCGGGUCUUACAUUAAAUAUAGCAAAAUGUGAAAAAUCGAAAAUUUUGCAAAAACUUUAUUAUUUGUUAACAUUAUAUUUUAACAAUGAAUUAACAAGUAAUGAUGAUAAGAAAAAGGUUGAGACGAAUGAGGAGGAGAAAAAGGAGGUGAACAUGAAUGAGAAAAUGCAGAAUGAGGAAGAUAAAGAAGAGGACAAUAUCAAAAAAGUAAUUAUUUUCGUGAACACAAUUAAAAGGACAAGAGAGCUUUUUACAGUAUUUCGAUAUUUAUUUUUUGACCAAGCUCUAGAAACAUCUUUGCCAAAAAAACAUAGAAGUAAUAUAGUUUUAAAAAACAAAGUAAAAUUCUUUUCUGUACAUUCCCAGCAAAAACUAAAAUAUCGAGUACAAAGUAUAUUCAACUUUUCCCAAAGCAAUUGCAAUUCUGUAUUAUUCUGUACCGAUGUAUUAAGUAGAGGAAUAGAUUUGGACAAAUGCGAUUUGAUUAUUCAGCUGAAUUGUCCAGUCAACGAUGUUACCUUCGUUCAUAGAUCAGGUCGCACGGCUAGAAAUUUCAAGACGGGUAAAUGUAUCUGUUUCGUAGCGGACGAUGAGGUUUCAAAAUGGGCAAACGCCUUAAAAAAAAUAGGAUUAAAUUUUGAAGAACAAAAGGAACUUGAGGAGUUGAAAAGAAUAGACGAUAAAGAUAGCACAAAAAUAAAAAGAGCACUUUUAUAUUGUGCACAAUUGGUGAAAAUGAAUAGGAAAAUGAAAGAAAGAAGUUGUAAACUUUUUUUUCGUAAACUAGCAGAAUUGGCAGAUUUAGAAGGCGAAUGUGAUUUCAGCUCAGAUUCAGAUGAUCAGUAUGCAAACAAGGCUGAUGAGGAAAUUUAUAAGCAAAUGAUUCACUCAAAAAAAAUGUUAUAUAAAAUUCUAUACGAAGACUAA